Molecule: messenger RNA, 785 nt
Organism: Lates calcarifer (barramundi perch)
Lineage: Eukaryota; Metazoa; Chordata; Actinopteri; Centropomidae
Gene: crybgx
Product: crystallin beta gamma X
Exons: 6
Coding region: 1-624 (207 amino acids)
Biological process (GO): visual perception; lens development in camera-type eye
Molecular function (GO): structural constituent of eye lens
Source: RefSeq, a predicted model, not a curated record
AUGAACAUCUUUACUAAGGUCCCAGGAUUAGCCCAACAAACCAGCAAGCUGGGGUCUGUGCUCCAACGUGCCUUCUACGGGUCCAGUGGGAGGGUGACCCUUUUCGAGCAGAGGAACUUUGCCGGCAGACGGCUGGACCUGAGUUCUGACUGCUCUAGGCUCAGUGAGAAGAACUUCCCAGAGAGAUGUAACUCUGUGCAGGUGGAAAGCGGAGCAUGGGUCGGUUACGAGCACGAGAACUUCCGGGGCCGUCAGUACCUGUGGGACAUGUCCGACCGCGGCGAGUACAACUGCUACGACAAGUGGUGCGCUCAGGUGGACCACGUGUCCUCUGUCCGCUCGGUCAAACAGGACAACAACCCUGGCAGAGCUCAGCUGUUCGAGCGAGCCGGUUUCUCCGGUAAGAAGAUGGAGAUCCAGGACGACAUUCCCAACCUGAUGAGCCGCUACAACCUCAACAGAGUCGCCUCCAUCCGCGUCCUCGGAGGAGCGUGGGUGGUGUAUCAGGAGCCGAACUACAGAGGGCCUCACUACGUCCUGGAGAAGCGCGAUUACAACAACUUCUCUGACUGGGGCAGUCAGAGCAGCACCGUGGGCUCCAUGCGCAGAGUCCGCUUCAACUAAACUUCACCAUCAACUCUGAUCCACCCACUGCUGUCGACAUGGGUUCCCCCAUCGCCACUCACUUGAAACCUGUCAGCUUUAUACACACACACACACACACACACACACACCACAAAACUUAUUUUAGUAAUAAACUGUUAAAAGACAAAGCUGGGGGGGUU